Messenger RNA from Ochotona curzoniae (black-lipped pika), 957 nucleotides. Its product is annotated as putative olfactory receptor 2W6. Gene Ontology annotation, biological process: G protein-coupled receptor signaling pathway. Gene Ontology annotation, molecular function: G protein-coupled receptor activity; olfactory receptor activity. The record is from RefSeq and is a predicted model, not a curated record. Lineage: Eukaryota; Metazoa; Chordata; Mammalia; Lagomorpha; Ochotonidae. Bases 1 to 957 code for a protein of 318 amino acids. Gene Ontology annotation, cellular component: membrane. The transcript has a single exon.
AUGGGAUCAUCCUCAGUGAUGGAAGUGGAAAUAUCCAAUGACAGUGCUGGUGGAGAUUUCAUCUUGGUGGGCUUCUCUGACCGGCCUGAGUUGGAGCUGGUCCUCUCCCUCUUCGUCCUGACAUUCUACAGCAUAACCCUUGUGGGUAACAUUGCCAUCAUCUUACUUUCUAUCCUGGAUGUUCGACUGCAUACACCCAUGUACUUCUUCCUCAGAAACCUCUCUGUGCUCGACCUCUGCUUUACAACCAGCAUUGUCCCCCAGAUGCUGGUGAACAUGUGGGGAGGCAGCAAGAAGAUCAGCUAUGCUGGCUGUAUGGUCCAGUACUGGGUGGCCUUGGCACUUGGAUCCACUGAAUGUGUGCUGCUUGCGGUGAUGGCAGUUGACCGCUACGUUGCAGUUUGCUGGCCUCUGCGUUAUGCCUGCAUCAUGCACCCGAGGCUAUGCUACUUCUUGGCAGCAGCUUCAUGGUCCUCUGGCUUUGCCAACUCUUUUCUGCAGUCCUCAAUGGCUAUCGUACUGCCUCGAUGUGGAAAUCGGCGUGUGGACCAUUUCUUUUGUGAGCUGCUGGUCAUUGUUAAACUGUCCUGUGUGGAUACUGGCCCAACAGAGUCUAAAAUGUUUAUUGCUCGGCUUAUCAUCCUGGCCAUGCCCGUCUCCAUCAUCCUGACGUCUUAUGUGUGCAUUGGCAGGGCAGUAGUGAAGAUGCGUUCAGCAGAGGGCAGGAAAAAAGCAUUUGGAACCUGUGCUUCCCAUCUGAUGGUGGUUUCACUUUUUUAUGGUACCAUUAUGUUUUUGUACUUACAACCAAAAGACAACUACUCGCAAGACCAAAGCAAAGCACUGGCGGUACUAUACAUGAUUCUGGCCCCUACUCUCAACCCCUUGAUCUACACAUUGAGAAACAAAGAUGUGAAGAAAGCAAUUAGGAAAGUUAUGGGGAAGGAGCAAGUUUAG